AUAACUUUAGGCUUUCUAAUUCUGUUCAUUAUCUUUUUCUGUUUUAUGAUCUCUAAAAACCCUAAGAUAUGGCCAAAAACAGAAACAAGAAGAAGCGAAACGGUGUCGCUUCAAUGGAAAUCAGCGAAGGAACCGUUCCUGAUCUUCCUCAAGCAAUGGACACUUCAGAGACUGGAGUUAAAAACCCUAAAUCUGGUGCUGCCAAAAUCAAGCUGAAGAAAGGAAGACCAAUGAAGAGAUCAAAAAAUGUUCGGAAGAUGAAGGCUGUGGCAAAAGCAAUUGCGAAGAAUGAGAAGUAUGUUGAGAAAAACUCAAAGAAUGAAAACAAGAAAUCAAGAACUCAAUCAGCAAAAAUGCUAUACGACUGAGUAUGUUAAAGAGUUUUAUUGCAAAAGGAACUUAAUAUGCUGUCCUUCUAAUCCAAGUAUCUUCUACUCAGAUGUAUUUUUGGUAAUUUAGCUAUUCUUAGGUUUGUGUAUAAUUGGUUCAAUUCUUACAAUCACGACUGGUUAAACUACCUUUUGUAGCCGGCAGGAUAUUGAGGAUUGGGGUACCAUAAAUUACAUUAGAAGAAGUUUUGGAAGUGUUCAUGAACAUAAUUUGACAGAGUUUUGUCAUGCUCAUAGAUUUAAUUCAAGCAUUGAUUUGUUUGCAUUGUCCAA
Molecule: messenger RNA, 662 nt
Organism: Durio zibethinus
Lineage: Eukaryota; Viridiplantae; Streptophyta; Magnoliopsida; Malvales; Malvaceae
Source: RefSeq, a predicted model, not a curated record